CACAAACCAGUACUAUUUUUUCUUUUUUAAAUUUCAUUUCAUUUUCAUUUUCCCAUAAUUAUUUUAGAAUGUUUUUAGAUAAUCCUAGAUUCUAAUGAAGUUCUUAGCUCAAGAAUAUCUUUAAAAAAAACUCUCCAAAGAAGAUAAAUAGAGAAAAAAAGUAUCAUUAAACACCUUCACCAACAAGAACCAAAAAAAAAAAAAAAAAACAGGUGAAAUCCCUUUUUCUUUUGGUCUCAAAACAAUUCAAAAGGGAAAGAUUGUUGGUUUUAGGGUUUGGGUUCUCAUUGAUUUUUAGUGAAAAAAUUAUAAAAAAAAAAUUAUGGGAAGAGGUAGGGUUGAACUUAAGAGGAUUGAAAACAAGAUCAACAGGCAAGUCACUUUUGCAAAGAGAAGAAAUGGUCUUUUGAAGAAAGCUUAUGAGCUUUCUGUUCUUUGUGAUGCUGAAGUUGCUCUCAUCAUCUUCUCCAAUAGAGGAAAGUUGUACGAAUUUUGCAGCAGCUCAAGCAUGAUCAAAACAUUGGAGAGGUACCAAAAAUGCAACUAUGGAGCUCCUGAGCCAAACGUGUCAUCUAGGGAGGCUGCUUUGGAAUUAAGCAGUCGACAGGAAUAUUUGAAGCUUAAAGCACGUUACGAUGCCUUACAAAGGUCCCAAAGGAAUUUACUAGGAGAAGAUUUGGGACCUUUGAGCAGCAAAGAGCUCGAGUCACUUGAGAAACAACUUGAUUCAUCAUUGAAGCUAAUCAGAUCAACACGGACCCAAUACAUGCUUGAUCAGCUCAAUGAUCUCCAAAGAAAGGAACAUCUUCUUAAUGAAGCCAAUAAGACCCUAAAACAAAGGUUGGUGGAAGGGUACCAAGUAAACUCGUUACAAUUGAAUCCAAAUGCAACGGAAGACGUCGGCUAUGGCCGUCAACAGGUUCAUCAUCAGCCUCAUGGCGAUGCCUUCUUCCAUCCACUGGACUGUGAGCCAACUUUACAAAUCGGAUAUCAGCAUGAUCCAAUGUCAGUGGUGACUGCAGGGCCAAGUGUGAAUAAUUAUAUGACAGGUUGGUUACCAUAGCAUAUAUAUCUCUAUAUAUCUAUAUAAAGAAGAAGAAACCAUGGGUAUGGAUUUCUUCAUAAGAAACUUAUUUUAUGUUGUUGUAUGAAACAAAAGAAAUAUGUAAUGCCAUGGAUUUAUUAUUAUUAUUAUUAUUGUAACUUUGUGCUUUUAAUUAGGAUGCACUAUAACAAACUCCAUCUGUGUGAGCUAUAAAGUGCAUCUUUCUUUGAACAAUUUAAUUUGUUGUUAAGAGAUUAAUGUUUUAUUUUGCUUA
This is a messenger RNA of Gossypium raimondii (Peruvian cotton), 1319 nucleotides long. Its product is annotated as agamous-like MADS-box protein MADS4. Lineage: Eukaryota; Viridiplantae; Streptophyta; Magnoliopsida; Malvales; Malvaceae. The transcript has 8 exons. Bases 323 to 1063 code for a protein of 246 amino acids. Gene Ontology annotation, biological process: positive regulation of transcription by RNA polymerase II. Gene Ontology annotation, molecular function: protein dimerization activity; RNA polymerase II cis-regulatory region sequence-specific DNA binding; DNA-binding transcription factor activity, RNA polymerase II-specific. Gene Ontology annotation, cellular component: nucleus. The record is from RefSeq and is a predicted model, not a curated record.